Pipra filicauda (Wire-tailed manakin) is the source of this 1250-nucleotide messenger RNA. RefSeq names its product nascent polypeptide-associated complex subunit alpha, muscle-specific form-like. Bases 1 to 912 code for a protein of 303 amino acids. The record is from RefSeq and is a predicted model, not a curated record. Lineage: Eukaryota; Metazoa; Chordata; Aves; Passeriformes; Pipridae. The transcript has 5 exons.
AUGGGCUACUAUGGUCACCUGUGCUACCUGCAGGUGCACAACUGCACCUACAAUGAGCCAAGCACCUGCCUGAGAAGGGACUGGAGUCUCUCGGAGCCUGCCCAAAUCCCCGCGACUGAGCGCAGGGGCAGAGCUGUGCCCUGGGCGGGACCACAGGCACACACCCGCCGGGGCUCACCGGUAGCCAGGCUCCUUCCGACCCGGAGCAGGACCUCAGCUGUGCAACCGGCUCCUUUGGGUGCUCCUGCCACCACCACCUCCCUGACCCCGGCUGGCCCAGGGGCUCCGGCCCGCCGGCCGCAUCCCGCUGCCCGCGCACCCCUCCGAGGGGCCGGAGAGGUUUCGUUGUUGGGACCGGCCCGCCCCGCUGGGGACCAGCCCAAGCCCUCCUCGGGAAGGCUCACCCUGGCUCCAUCACCUCCUGAUCCAGCCUGGCUCCGCUCCCCACCAGGGCUGCCCUCGCCCCCCGCCCCGGGGCCGGCGCAGACUGCAGCCCACCCGGCCCCGCUGGGCGAGCGAACCCCCAGCACCUCUGCCUCCCCACGCGGGCUCUACCCUCCAAGACUCUGCGCAGCUCUCGUGCACCUACGGAAUUCACGAACAGCCUCCUCCCUUCUUGAAUUUAUACCAUGCUCAGCUGUGACAGCCUCUCCUCCCCAUCCAUCACAUCCUGCCACCUGCAACCUCGAAUUGGGGCGGGGGAAGCAGCACCAGGAACACCCACAUUGCCGUAGAAAACACUCUACUGGACACGUGGUUGCCACUCACACAUGCUGUAACGAGUCCCUACCCCUGAAAGCUGAGCAAUGCAAGAAUUCCCCAGCAAGAAAAGGACACAAGAUGAGCUGUGUGUGCAGCACCCAGGCUCUGCCCAGCUGUUCUCUGUUCUGCACAGGUCUGAUUCGGAGCUAAAGGAUACAGAACUGGGGUAGAUCCCACCUGCCACAAAAAAGCAGCUCCCACAAUAAAAGCCAAGGAAGAAAGCAUUACCCAAGCAAUUAAUUUAAAAUACAGGAUGGUCCAGCUUUGGACAAAACAUUUCUGCCUUACAUGACAGGGUCAAAGGACACUUGACACAACUACAAUUUUGGUUCAGAACCAGGGGCACAAACAGAACUCUAGAAACCCAAGUGCAAGCAUUCAUCUAAUUAUUAGUUACUGCAAGAAUAUGAUGCAACAAAAACUAAGAGGCAGGGGAAAAAAAUCUGAGGCAAUUUAAGGGUAAUAAACCAUGAACUCAAACAAAAAUA